CCUCCAGAAAAACACGAGCUGUUGAAUCCUAUGGCGUGAAGUUAAUCUAGUUCAUUGAGUGACCAAUUAUCACUCUUCACUUGAUUUGGGCAGUAUCGGCUAUGCUAUUGUUAUAAAGAUUGAUAAAGACCUGUCUCUUGGAAACUGAGAGAAUGUGUUCCCUGGGGUUUCUCAACAGGACUAUCCAGUCCCAGCUGGUGUCUGUCCUGUGUAGACAACUUGCUACAAGGAUAAACUUGGAAGUACCAAGGAUAACAACGCCACAUAAACUAAAAGUACAGUUUGAGAAGAAAGAGAAAACUAUUUUGAGGAAGAAAGCCAUACAUGCCAGAUCUAACAUGUCAAAUAGGAAAUCUUCCCUGGUUAUCAGCUGUAAACGUUCCCAGUACAACCACCACAAAGGACAGACCUACAGUGAAUUUAACCCCAGUAUGUUGGCCUCCCAUGGCUGGAACAACUAUAAGUCAUUGGGGGAUCAUUUCACAAUCAAGGCACACAGCCAGAAUCCAGCCCUGCAGGCUAUCAAUGAAUCAGCACGGACAUUUGAGGAUUUUGACCUGAAUGAAAAUUUACUACAGCAGAUUGAAAAACUUAACCUUGAAUAUCCAACAAAAAUUCAGAGACGUACAUUCAAUGCUGUGUUACAUGGACAGAAUGUGAUCUGUGCUGCAGAAACAGGUAGUGGUAAAACCCUGGCAUACCUGCUGCCUGUCAUGGAGCUGUUGUGGCGUAUGCAGCACUAUGAGUCUGACAAAGAUACUCCCCCGAACUCACCUCGAGCCAUCAUUAUUUUACCCUCUCUGGAACUAGCUAACCAGGUCAUGGAAGUUGCCAGUAACUUUGCGGAAUCCUGUGGUGUCAGCAUGAAGUUGUUGUCGGGGAAAGGCAUCACCAAUGAAAACAUAAGAUAUUUUGGGAAAGAAACCAUGGAUAUUGUAGUAUCCACACCAAUGACUCUGUUGAAGUUCUUCAAUUCAGGUAAACUGAGUGGUGCCAGGUGCCAGCAUGUAGUUCUAGAUGAGGCAGACACCUUAUUAGAUGACAGCUUCAGUGAUGUCAUCAGGAGUAUAAUGAAAAAGUUACAGAUUAUUGUGGCCAGUGGUGAAAUGGAAAACAACAAACAUGUGGUUUUUGGUACCCAGUUACUUCUGAUCAGUGCCACCAUGCCACGUAGUCUGGAGAGUGUCCUCGAGGACCAUGUUGAGAUUGAAUCUUUCAAAAAAAUAAAGACAGACAGUUUACACCGACUGAUGCCACAUGUUCCUCAGACAUUUCUACGUCUCCAUCACGAACAGAAAGCUGCUGAGAUACUGAAAAUUGCCAAGGAAAGUCUUGCCAACAACAAACCAACCAUGAUUUUCUGUAACAAAAGUGAUACUUGUUUCUGGCUUAACAAGUUACUGGAGGAGCAUGGCAUCCAUAGCAUUGUCCUCAACGCUCAGAUGGACCGUAAGCUGAGGAUAAACAGGUUUGCUAAUUUCCAGAAUGAAGCUGCCAAUAUCUUUGUGUGUACAGACAUCUGUUCUCGAGGCCUGGAUACACUAAGGGUGCAGCAGGUGAUCAAUUUUGAUUUACCUCAGUUUGUCUCUGACUACAUCCAUCGUGCCGGGCGGGUAGGGCGUGUGGGAGCCGAUGACAGUGGUCGAGUGGUCAGCUUUGUUACACAGAAGUGGGACGUCAAACUGGUCUGGAAUAUUGAGACAGCAGCAAGAAAAACAGCAGAGCUUGAAAAUGUCAACGCAAAUAUUAAAAGGAAAAUUACAGGCAUUGUUCGAAAGAAAUUCCAAAGGUCUUAGCAGUAUAUUGAUGGAUGUAACGUGUGGGAAUUUUUGUAAGCCUGGCUGUAACUUUAAGAAUUCCUGUAAGCUUGUGAGGGAGUGAUGACUGUUCCUUAAGGAAUUCCUGUAAGCCUGUGUGACGACUGGUUCUUAAGGAAUUCCUGUAAGCCUGUGUGAUGACUGGUCCUUAAGGAAUUCCUGUAAGCCUGUGUGGCGACUGAUUCUUAAGGCAUUCCUGUAAGCAUGAAACAGAGUGAUGGCAGUAGUUGGUGAUUAUUGUAUUUGUGACACAGGUGUGUUAGGAAGAAAAAUUCAUUGUGUAUCCAUUCCAAAAUAGGCUGUGACACAUAUUUCACCUAUUCUUCACAAGUUGAUCCAAGGCUGCUAGGGAUCUCUUUUAAGUUGGCAAACAUAGGCUUACCGACCCUUGCUUACUUACCUUUUUUUCGAGUUGAGAUUGAUAGAGUCCAUCAUAUGUAGGUAUGUUUCCUUAUCCCUCAUACCUAACAUAUAAGAUGGACUAUUAUUUCUCACACAUUUUUUGUGAAAUGCAUAGGGAAAUUGAUCCAACAUGGCAAAACCAUAUAAAAACUUUGUAUUUUUUCUCGGUGGACACAUAGAAAAAAUGAUACAGUGCUAGUGCAUUUGUGAAAGUUAUUAUACAUAUAUAGAUAUAUCCCACAUGGGUGUUCCACAUAGGACAAUUUUAUCUUACAUAUACAAAGGUGUGAGAAAUCCCUGUACACAGAACAGAUCCAUGUAAAAUUCUAUAAUUGGCCCACUACAGACUGUGACAUAUGUUACAGAAAAGACCUCAUGUAUCAGUUACAAAACGGACUCAAUAUCUUAGAUACACUGUUUUGAGAUUGCAAUUUAUAAGAAUACUUUUCUGUAUGUGAUGAAAGUAAAAUAAAAACUUAUUGUUAAAUGGCUGAUUGUUAUAGAAAAGAUAUUCAGAAUGAGAAUGUGUGUUAGUUUCCAUACAUAUAAUUAUGUGACUCU
Messenger RNA from Pecten maximus, 2780 nucleotides. Its product is annotated as probable ATP-dependent RNA helicase DDX28. The record is from RefSeq and is a predicted model, not a curated record. The transcript has 15 exons. The coding region runs from base 153 to 1796 and encodes 547 amino acids. Gene Ontology annotation, molecular function: nucleic acid binding; ATP binding; RNA helicase activity. Lineage: Eukaryota; Metazoa; Mollusca; Bivalvia; Pectinida; Pectinidae.